Polypterus senegalus (gray bichir) is the source of this 3271-nucleotide messenger RNA. It is a transcript of the gene col9a2, whose product is annotated as procollagen, type IX, alpha 2. The coding region runs from base 160 to 2232 and encodes 690 amino acids. The record is from RefSeq and is a predicted model, not a curated record. The transcript is spliced from 32 exons. Lineage: Eukaryota; Metazoa; Chordata; Cladistia; Polypteriformes; Polypteridae.
GAGUCGGAUUUGGGGCUGUGUGUGUGUGUUUGUGUGUGUGCAUGUGCUGCCAUAGGGGCUGGCUGCUCUAUCUCUAACUUUUUCUCAGGAAUUUCUUGUAGCUGACUGGUGAGACAUUGUGGAGUUGUUGGGUCCCUGGCUAGCCAGACCACCUUUACAAUGGCUAGCUGCUUUGGUGUCUUCAAGCUAGCUUUCCUUUUGCAACUGCUGUGUUUAUCGCUGGCACAAGUGCUCGGUCCACCAGGUGAACCAGGCGCAAAGGGUCCCCCAGGCCCAUCAGGGACCCCGGGAUCUGAUGGCAUAGAUGGUGAAAAAGGCCCACCAGGACCACCUGGCCCAGCUGGUGCAAAAGGCGAGCCAGGCCAACCAGGUCCAGAUGGCCCUCCUGGAGAACCAGGGAUAGAUGGUGUGAUCGGUGUCAAGGGAGACAGGGGCCGACCCGGAAAUCCAGGACCAAAGGGACAACCUGGUCCUGUGGGAAAGCCUGGUCUUGCUGGACCCAGUUUACCAGGACUUCCAGGUCCUCCUGGUCCAAUAGGAUUACCUGGCAAAAUUGGUGUUCAAGGGAUCAAGGGAAUGAUGGGACCCGCUGGACCACCAGGAAUUCCAGGCCCACCAGGAAAACCUGGCCCACCUGGCAAAUUCCAUGGAGAGGAGGGCAGUGCUGAUUUUCAGUGCCCAUCAAAUUGUCCAGCUGGACCAAAGGGACCCCAAGGCCUGCAAGGACUGAAGGGACACAAAGGCCGGCCGGGAACUUUUGGUGAUUCAGGUGAUAUAGGAAACACUGGUUCCAAGGGAGAUGUAGGAAUUUCUGGAGAACAAGGAAUCCCAGGCCCUCCAGGUCCUCAAGGAUUGAGAGGAUACCCCGGAAUGGUGGGACCAAAAGGAGAAGCUGGUCCCCGUGGAUAUAAGGGUAUGCCAGGACCUGUUGGCAUUCCUGGACUCCCAGGUGAAGAAGGACCCAAGGGCCCACCGGGAGAGGCUGGUGAAAAAGGAGAUCAUGGUUCCCGUGGAAUUAGAGGACUACAAGGACCCGUUGGCCUAAAAGGAGAAAAUGGCCUUCCGGGAAUUGAUGGAAAAGAUGGUGCGCCUGGAAUACCUGGUAUGAAGGGUGCACCUGGACAACCGGGAAUACCAGGACCCCCAGGUCAUCAGGGGGCAGCUGGCUUGCCGGGUAGUCCAGGAAUUAAGGGUGGUCCUGGUGACAAGGGUGAGCCUGGACCACGUGGAAUUCAAGGGUUAUCAGGAGCAUCUGGACCUCAGGGUGAACCAGGUAUACCUGGUGAGGCUGGCAUGGAAGGAGUCCCUGGUGCAAAAGGUGACAGGGGGCAAAGGGGUCCUGUCGGUCCUCCAGGUCUAGCUGGUAAAGUAGGUGUAAAAGGUGAACGUGGUCCUAUGGGAAUACCAGGACCUCAAGGACUGCCUGGGGUGAAAGGUGAUAAAGGUUUUCAAGGAAAAGUAGGACCAAAAGGGGAUUUUGGAGAUCCUGGAGUUGAAGGUCUUGCUGGAGAAAAAGGGGAAAAGGGACUGUCUGGUGAACCAGGACCAAAAGGGCAGCAAGGUGUGCGGGGUGAUCCUGGGUACAAUGGACCAACAGGAGAUCCUGGCAAGCCUGGAGAACGGGGACCCCCUGGCCUUCCAGGGCCUAGAGGACUUUAUGGAGAAAGGGGUGUGCCUGGAAUGCCCGGGAGACAAGGUGCAUCAGGCAGAGAUGCAAGUGAUCAACACAUCAUCGAAGUUGUUCUUAAAAUGCUUCAGGAACAACUGGCUGCCGUCGCAGUGAGUGCUAAACGGGCUGCACUGGGAGGAGCAGGUGUGAUGGGACCUCCAGGACCACCAGGCCCCCCAGGGUCUCCAGGAGAGCAAGGGUCUCAUGGCCUUCCAGGACCCAGAGGAAUACCAGGCAUGAUAGGGUCUGUUGGACAAAUUGGAAACACUGGAUUCAAAGGUAAGAGAGGACCAAAGGGUGAAAGAGGUGAUCCAGGACGUGCACACCAGGGCCAACCAGGACCUCCUGGCAUACCAGGUCCACCUGGCAUUGAUGGGUACGGAAGAGAUGGCAAACAUGGGGAGACUGGUGCACAGGGUAUCCCCGGAGAGCCUGGGCGCCCAGGGGCAGUGGGACCUCCUGGUCUUCCGGGAUUCUGUGAGGCAGCUGCUUGUCUUGCAGCCUCAGCUUAUGCGCCUGCACGUCUGAGUGAAGCCGGUGCGAUCAAAGGACCAUCCAAGUAAUUGUUCAGAAAACAAAAAAAGGGUCACCACCAAAAGCAGUGAGGCAGGAAGCUGUGGAGAUGUGGCCAAUCUAGUCCGUGGUGCAGACCUUCUCCAGCACCUGCUCACAAAAGAUGGAAUAAACCUGGAAUGGAAUGGACUACACAAUUCUUAAAAUUAAAAAGACUGUUGCGUUAAUAAUCAAGUACUGGUGCUUUUUAAAUCAUGGCCACUGUAUUUUUAUUUUCUUUUCUACGUAACAAAUUGAUUAUUUUUAAAGUCAUAACCAGUCAUAAAGUCUUUCCUACCACCAACCCUCCUUACAAAGCACAUGUAUGAAAGAGUCAUAAAAUAAACCUUUGGAAAAUGUUACGGAAAUCUUGUAAGAUUUGUUAAUAAUUACCUCCAGUUGUUUGCUUGUACAAAACGCUGCCUUUCUGUUCAGCUCUUUGUCUUUUCCUUCUCCUCAUUUGUGACUUGCCGUUGUUGUAUUCCUUUAACCUUUCUUUACUUGAAAAGAACAAACACAAGCAAAACCAAAGCCUGCUUUCAAAUCGCACUCUGUGAUCCAUUGUUGUAAAUCUUUUUGUAAAUUUGUGAUUUAAAAUAUAUUGGAAAAUGGGUUGUUAGCACAAUUAAAUAAAGGUACAAUGUUACUGAACUUAAUCAGCGUUCAUUAAAUUUCAACAAUGAUGCGGUCUGUCUGCCUGUCCAAAGUGAGCCUGCAUUGAAAAGCCUCAUCGGUGAAAUGGAUUUGCGAGAAAAAUCCAAAUGCAGCGGCUGAUUGCCAGAACCCAUGAUCCUGAUUAACUUCAUUAAUGGACAUUAUUUAUUACUUUGAAAGCUUCUCAUCACUUUUUGACUGUAAAGACAGGAAAAUUUGUUGACAUUCACUGUUGGUUGUACAAUUUCACAGGCCGAGUUAAUAAAAGGACACUUUUGUAAAAGCUAAUGUUCCUCUGUAUCUAAUGGAGAUUGUGUAUGAAAAGCAUUAAUCCAUGACAUAGACACAUGCUGCUUUCUUCUUUUUCUAUCUCUAAUAAAAUCUGUACACACAAUA